Molecule: messenger RNA, 716 nt
Organism: Lactuca virosa
Lineage: Eukaryota; Viridiplantae; Streptophyta; Magnoliopsida; Asterales; Asteraceae
Source: the annotation of a GenBank genome assembly
CGAGCACUGACCUGAAAAAUCACAAUCAUGUUUGGCUUCGAAUCCUUCGCUUAACUCACACAACACACAACAAGAAGAAAUCAUCAUCACCGAUUUACCGAUUCAUCUAAACAGCAGUUGAAUCAAGCAAUCGGAAUCAAUCGACAAAGAAAUGGCUCGAGCUGGAGGAAUAACGAAUGCAGUCAACGUAGGGAUAGCAGUACAAGCUGAUUGGGAGAAUCGAGAAUUCAUUUCCCACAUCUCCCUCAACGUUCGUCAACUCUUCGAUUUCCUUGUUCAAUUCGACGAAUUUCCAUCGAACGAUUGGGCUGCGGAGGUUCCUUGUUUCGUUUGGAUUUGUGUUGCUGAUAUCUCCAAAAUUUCACUUGCCAAUUGAAUGGAGAGAUACACAUGGAACAUCCACUAAAAUUUUGAGGCUACAACAAAGAGCAAAUUGGCAUCUCUGAAUGAGAAACUUGAUACACUAGAGCGUCGUCUAGAAAUGCUUGAAGUACAAGUGAGUACUGCUACAGCCAAUCCAAAUUUAUUCAAGACUUGAUUCACUCGACUAUGGCAUCGUAGAUAAAAAAAAGCAAAAACAAAGGGCUACAUCAGAAUGUGAGGUGAUUAAGCUUGUUCAAAAUCCAGUAUGAUACGUAUGAAGUUUUUUUUGCCUAUUUUUCCAUAUAUUUAUUCAUGUAGCUGAUCUGUGCAUUUUGUAAUUGGAAGAGUUCCCU